This is a messenger RNA of Eriocheir sinensis (Chinese mitten crab), 4505 nucleotides long. Its product is annotated as voltage-dependent calcium channel subunit alpha-2/delta-2-like. Gene Ontology annotation, molecular function: voltage-gated calcium channel activity. The record is from RefSeq and is a predicted model, not a curated record. Gene Ontology annotation, cellular component: voltage-gated calcium channel complex. Bases 68 to 3292 code for a protein of 1074 amino acids. The transcript has 24 exons. Lineage: Eukaryota; Metazoa; Arthropoda; Malacostraca; Decapoda; Varunidae.
AGGGUUAUCGUCUGCUAAUGUUUACUGGCACUGGCGGCGAGGGGGAGGCAGUGACAGGCGAGCGGCGAUGGCGGGGGGACGAGCUUCCCAAAACACCCUCGUCAUCUUUCUAUUUCUAGUCACGUGUCGGGUCUCCACCGUCGCCACUGGUCUCGAUGUCAAACAAUUCGGCGACCUUGCCAACAAGACGGCGGAGUGGCUGGCCGCCCUGCACGCCGAACACACACACAUCGAACUGCUGGACACGGACCUGAAUGGCGACCCCAACGUGAGCAUCAAGUCUGUGUACCUCCGGACGAUGGCGGAAGACAUGGCGAACGGCAUCCGCGAUCUCUUCGCCUCCAAACACAGCGCUCUCCAGAAAAUCGUGGAGCUGCUGGAGGACGCCACGACCAUCUACAUCUGGAACGACAAUCUGAACCUCAACACCUCCCGGCCGCUGCUCAUGAAGGACCUCACCGACCUCGACGCCUCCAACGCCAGCCACUUCGACGAGCGGCUCGGCGUGGCGGUGCGGCACAACGUUUCCGGCAUCCACGUCCCCCUCGAGGUCUACGAAGGAUGGUUAUGGCCCAACAUCAGGGAGCUUAGGGAGCAGGAUCCAGAAAUACUGAAUGGCCUUCAGUGGUCAGCAGAUGUUGAUCGAGUUUUUCAAGAAAAUUAUGAAAAGGACCCAACUCUUAUGUGGCAGUAUUUUGCGGCACAAACUGGCUUCAUGCGGGUUUAUCCAGCUACCAGCUGGUACGUUCCUCCCUCACUGGUGGACCUGGACCUGUAUGAUGCCCGCUUGAGGCCGUGGUAUGUCCAGGGCUCAGUGUCCCCCAAGGACAUGAUCAUCUUGAUGGACAGGAGUGGCAGCGUCCAUGGCCAGACUUUCACCAUCAUGAAGUGGGCCGUGAAGACACUGAUUGACACCCUCGGGGAGAACGAUUAUGUUAAUGUUGCUGCCUUCAACAGCACCACUGAAUGGGUUAACAACUGCACAUUAUGUGAGGUGAACAAGACCAGCGAGAACAAGGAGUGCACGCAGCCGCUGAUCCAGGCCACCACCAGCAACAAGAAGCUUCUGUUCAAGGCCAUUGAUGACCUCGAGGACGGGGGAAUGGCCAGCUACUCCAAUGCCCUCACCUUUGCCUAUGAAGCCUUCAAUCAUUUUGAGGCCACUCGGAAGAAAGGGGAAGGUGCGAACUGCCUCAAGACCAUCAUGCUCUUCAGUGACGGGGGAACGGAGUGGCCGGAGGAGGUCAUCAAGAAGUACCGCACUGACAACUUCACCAGGUCAGUUCGCAUCUUUACCUACGCCGUGGGCCCGCACCCCAUCCCCACGGCGGUGCUCAAGCAGAUGGCCUACUGCACUGGCGGCAUGUACUCCGUCAUCACCACCAGGAGCAGCAUCAGGACGAAAAUUCAGGAGUCGUAUUCAAGCAUACUCUCCCCUGCCCAACCCCAGAAUGGAUUUCACACAGAUCAGUUCACAACAACGUACUCGAGUGCCGUGACAGAGGAACUCACUGUGUCCCUCACCAGGCCAGUGUACAACAACUCUGACUACACUAACACAUCAGCUCUGCUGGGUGUAGCAGGGAUUGACGUACCAAUCAAGACCUUAAAAAGCUUGUCGCCCUUUGAAGCCAUCGGACCCAAUGGUUACGCCUUCAUCUUAAACAACAACGGCUUCCUGAUCCUCCACCCAAAACUUCAGAAGCAACUCUCAUACCUCUCAGCCCCACCACACAUCGACCUCCUUGACCUUGAGGAGGACACAAUGAGCAUGGAAUCCUUAAGGACACUCCUUAUCGAGAGGAAGGAGGAAACGAUGCAAGUCUUGGGCAAGAUCAGAAUAGACGACCAUCACCACAUCGUGCACAAUGAGAUCCAGUUUGCCUACACCCCCAUAAAGAAAACACCAUAUAGCCUCGGCCUCGUAAAUCUCAAAAACUCUGACCACAUGGUUAUCCGCAAGCCAGAGAUGCAGCAAAGAAUGAACCUCAACCCCAACCAUACCAUUGUGGCGCCGUGGCCAUACUGCAACAACCACCUGCCCGGCACAGGCAUACAGCAGAUGCUCAAACUGAAAGAGAGCAUGAAGGACAAGAAGAAGAAAUGUAACAUUGACCUCAUCCAAGGCUUGCUGUGGUCCCAGAGCUGGACUGAACAGCUGUACAUGAAGUGGAUGAACGAAAAAAACAACUCGUCAUCAAAGAUCCUUAGCCGAGCUGUCUUCACCAGAUUUGGGUACACAAGAUAUGAUCCACACAGGGACGAGCAAGGUGUCAAGACGUGGCGCGACCCAUGGAACAACCCGGCCCUGAGGCGAGGCGAGGUCACCCGCGGAGUGUCUGUCAUCCCUCAUGCCGAAGGAGCCUACCUCUCAAUGCCUGUCAUUGUCGAGAAGGAGAAGUCACAAGUGAUGGCUGGAGUUGUGGGUGUCAACUUCACUGCCAGCACCCUGCAGCACAACUUUCAGGAGCACAUCAGGGAUGCCGAGUGGCUCACUGAGGAGAAUUACCUGCUGAUGCUGCUGGAUGACGGCGGGCUGGUGGUCACCGCCAACAGGAUGGAGCUUAAUGGAAUCAACCUGCAAGGAAGGUUUAUUGGCGAGCUUCCCAUUCCAAUCCUGACUAACCUGAAGAACUUGGGAAUAUACAAGAUGGACAUGGUGGUGGACAAGCAGGCUCUCUGUAAGCAAAGGAAGCCCAUUGAGUCUGCCGGUGGACUGAGAAGCUGUCGCAUUCCAAGUGUUUUCUCGGUUGCCCUCAAUCUGCUCAAUGAAAUCUUCUCUUGGGCCGAGUACCUGAGAUACUUAAUAUACAGUGGCGUCCUGGCCCUCCUUGCACCGAGUACGGAUGCCUGGACAGAGUGGGGCAUCACACAGAUUGGGGGACUGGAGUCAUGCACGAUGGAGAGGGCCGUUUACUACUUUGGGGAGGUGACUUCCCUCUCAAGUACUAUGAAGUGUACCAAUGCAACUGAAAAGAUUCCUUUCUGGGCCCACCGUAUACCAGACACCAACGCUCUUUUGGUCGCCAUUGAGAUGGACCAAAAUUCGCUUGAGUGUGGUGUUUACUCGGACCUGCCAAGCAUCGUGGCUCGGCGGGUCACAGAGUUUGCCCCGUGUGCUUACCAGGCCCGGUACCGCAAGCAGCCAACCAGCUACGUGGGGUGCAAUGCAACGGUUGGUGAUUCUGGCUGUAAUCGGGGACCUGGACAGCUGGAGUUCUCAGUGGUGUUGCUACUCUUCAUGUUGUUACUCAGCACAGAGGGUGUUAGCAGUAUUCAUCUGGAUGGCUGAACAGAAGUAGUCAAGGAUUAGUGAGACAUUGCAUCGUUUGACCACGCUGCAGAGUUUAUCCGUGGUAGCAGUAUGUAGGUAGCGAUGUAAGUAUGUAUAUGCAGUAACUUUUUUUAAACAUAGCAUCAACCAGUGGGAUAUUUCCUUUCUUCUCGUCACACUGUUAUAGCAUAAUGCUUAUAAACUGUUCUAUUAAGUUUCUUGGUCUACCUAAUAUGCUGUAUAAUUUGCUGAAUAUUUUUGCUUAAGUUUAUAGCCCUUUUUCUACAAUCUCUUGUCUCAGUCAUGAUGCAUAAUCAAGGUUUGCUGUCCCAUGUAUUCUCUAGGGUGCCUUAAACCCUCUGCUAUCAACACAAUGUGGUGCAGUAAGUUGUGUUGCAGACCUGUUGUUUACCAUCAUUGAUAGGACCUUAGCCAUGCUCCAUGUUGAUUAACUUCAGGUACCCAACUUGUAGUGGAGGGGUUGGGGGGGGCGGGUGUGUGCUGGAGGCUGUGUGAAGGAAACAAGACCAAUCAGAAACAGACUUCACCAGGAAACAACUUCCAAGAGUUCUCAGGGACCCAAAUACAAAGUUUGAUAUAACACUUUGACUUCUCUGAGAAGGGUAAAUUUGCCACUUUAGCCAAAGCAUAUUUUUAACAGGAAAUUAAGACAAACAUUUGAUUGCGUUGCCAAGACUUUGCAUUUCACUCCAGUGUGCUUGAGACAUGGUUAUGAUAUUUAUAUUUUUACUGUAUGGAAGGAAAUGUAUCUUUUACCUGUGAUGGUAAUAGUGAUGUUACUCAUUAGCACAUAAUUCAAAACUUUAAAAUUUCUAAGGGAACUUGAGCAUUGAUUGUUUCACUUAAUGGACAGCCAAAACCAUAAUGCAUAAAUAACAUUGGUUCUAACGGUUGGGUGAGCCUCACACAGGAAGGGUCGGCGUGAGGGCCAGGGUGCGGAGGUGUGGGUGUGCCCGGCGUGGCGGGCUGUACAGUAUGUGAGGUAGGACUUGUAGCCGGUAGUUAGUAGGUAUAGUAGAGUCUUAGUAUAUUUUCCUAAUUAAUAGUUGUAUAAGCUUGUCUUGUAUAGUGGAAUUGUUUUAAUGAUGUCUCCUAGAGAGCUUUAUACAGUUAAUUCUACAUAUUUACUAUUUAUUGUAAAUUAUUUUAUAACUUAUUAUUGUUACCAUAACAAUCAUAUUUUAGUGAACAAACUCUACAAUAACAAGAA